GCCCUUUUAUCAAUGUUCCUCGCUCCUUUGAAACGGAAGUUGACCAGGUUCCGUGGGAACCUACUCUUCCGGGCACUUUCCGAAGCCUCGAUGCACAAAUUUGAUCCCACAUCGGCGAACCGUAUCCAGGACUCAGUCCGCUUCGCAAAGCCCGAUUCACUUGAGAUGAGCGCCAGAAUCGCGCGCAUUCCAAUUGAAAACUACCGUAACUUCUCCAUCGUGGCGCAUGUCGACCAUGGAAAGUCCACACUCACGGACCGGCUCUUGGAGAUGACAGGCGUGAUUCCACCAGGCGCGAAACAGGUUUUGGACAAGCUCGACGUGGAGCGCGAGCGCGGGAUCACUGUCAAGGCGCAAACGUGCUCUAUCUUCUACCGUUAUAAGGGUGAGGAUUACUUGCUCCACUUGGUGGACACGCCAGGGCACGUCGACUUCCGCGCGGAAGUGUCGCGCUCGUACGCAUCGUGUGGAGGUGCGCUUCUCUUGGUAGACGCGUCGCAGGGCGUGCAAGCGCAGACGGUAGCAAACUUUUACCUCGCAUACAGCAUGAACCUCAAGUUGAUUCCGGUGAUCAACAAGAUCGACCUCGACGCAGCGGACAUCCCUAAGGCCGAGGAGCAGGUGGAAACCACCUUUGAACUUGAUCGGACUGACUGUAUUGCAGUGAGUGCAAAAACCGGCUUGAACUGCAAACACAUUCUCCCAGCGGUAAUUGAGCGGAUUCCGCCGCCCACUGGUGAUUCUACCGCCCCGUUGAAGGCGCUAUUGGUGGAUUCCUGGUAUGACUCCUACCUUGGGGUGAUUCUCCUUGUGCAUGUGGUGGAUGGUACACUCAAACGCGGAUCGAAAGUCUUUUCGUUCCACACAGACAAAAAAUACGAGGUAAAGGAGGUUGGUAUUAUGUAUCCCGAUAGAAUCCCGACGGAUGUGCUAAGAGCUGGCCAGGUGGGGUAUAUCGUCCCCGGGAUGAAAACCUCCAGUGACGCCAUGGUUGGUGACACCUUCAUGACCGUGGGGAAUAAGGUUAUGCCGCUCCCCGGUUUUGAGGAGCCAAAGGCGAUGGUGUUUGUUGGGGCGUUUCCGGCCGAGGGCACGGAGUUUGCCGACAUGGACGAGAGUAUGCAACACUUGGUUUUGAACGACAGAUCGGUGACGCUCCAAAAGGAGACGUCCUCGGCGCUUGGCCAGGGCUGGAGACUCGGUUUUUUGGGAUCACUCCACGCCAGUGUGUUCAAGGAGCGAUUAGAAAAGGAGUACGGUGCCAAAUUGAUUAUCACUGCUCCCACCGUGCCGUAUAAGAUUUUGUACAAGGAUGGACUGGAGAAGAUUAUCACAAAUCCGGACGAUUUUCCCGACCAGAACCGCAGCAGCAAGGUACAGAGCUUACUCGAGCCGUAUGUUGAGACAAUCAUGACGUUUCCGUCAGAAUUUCUUGGGCGCGUUAUGACCUUGUGCGAGAACAACCGCGGGAUCCAAGUCGAGUUGACGUAUCUCACCACAGGGCAGGUCUUGCUCAAGUACAAGAUUCCGUUAUCGCACCUUGUGGAUGAUUUUUUUGGCAAGCUAAAGUCCAACACCCAUGGCUAUGCAUCAUUGGACUACGAGGAUGCAGGGUACGAGGUGUCUGACAUUGUAAAGCUCGAGUUGCUAAUCAACGGUGCGAGUGUGGAUGCCUUGUCGCAGGUUAUGCAUCGCAGCAUGACACAAUCGCGGGGCAAGGAGUAUGUCACACGGUUUAAGACAUAUGUCAAGAACCAAUUGUUCGAGGUGGCGAUCCAGGCGCGCGCAGCUGGCAAGAUCGUCGCCAGAGAGACCGUGCGCGCCAAGCGCAAGGAUGUGUUGCAGAAGUUGCACGCCGCGGAUAUUUCGCGUAAGAAGAAGUUACUAGAGAAACAGAAGGCUGGAAAGAACAAGAUGCGGAGUAUUGGGAAGGUGACGAUUGACCAGGACGCAUACCAGUCGUUUUUGAAGAGGUCUGCAUAAGGGUCGCGCAAGCACCUGUAUGAUUGUAUAUAUUGUAAUUAGUAAAUGUGGUUCGGACAACUGGAAUCUGAAAGAUAGCAUCGAAUAGAGUAAACUAGAACGCGAGC
This is a messenger RNA of Babjeviella inositovora NRRL Y-12698, 2090 nucleotides long. RefSeq names its product GTPase. NCBI's taxonomy places the organism in Eukaryota, Fungi, Ascomycota, Pichiomycetes, Serinales. Gene Ontology annotation, molecular function: GTP binding; mitochondrial ribosome binding; GTPase activity. Gene Ontology annotation, cellular component: mitochondrion. The transcript has a single exon. The record is from RefSeq and is a predicted model, not a curated record. Gene Ontology annotation, biological process: positive regulation of translation. Bases 13 to 1983 code for a protein of 656 amino acids.